Messenger RNA from Naegleria gruberi, 1374 nucleotides. RefSeq lists its product as uncharacterized. The coding region runs from base 1 to 1374 and encodes 457 amino acids. Lineage: Eukaryota; Heterolobosea; Eutetramitea; Acrasida; Naegleriidae. The transcript has a single exon. The record is from RefSeq and is a predicted model, not a curated record.
AUGAGUGACGAUACAUUGAGAUUUGUAGACGAAACCAAACAAACUCAAGACACCUACUCCUACCUCAAGCCAAUCGGUAUUCGAAAGCUAAGAAAACAAAUCAACACUAAAGAAUUCAAAAAGAAUUACUUUGUCAUUGACACUAGAAAGGAACAACCACUCGUUGUCCACUACGAUCCAAACCAUGUAAAAACUCCUCAAUCUGCAGGUGGUAACUCCACUUCAGGAAGUAGUAGUUCAACUUCAUCUGCUCCAUUCAUGAAUAGCAAUAAUCAAUCCCAUCAUGAUAAUCAGACAUUUCCUUCUUCAUCACACCCUCCAAACAAAUCAUUAAGCUAUCAACAAUCAGGUAAACGUGUACAAUUUUCUCAGAGAAAUUCAAUUUCACAACCCUAUCCAGCAACUCAUCAACAAUUUAUGAUGAUGAAUGGUGCUGAGAGUGAUAGUUUGGUAGGUAAUAAUGGACAAUCUGGUUCAUUGUCUCAAUUGAUGGGUCAACCAUGUGCAAGUAGAGAAAUGAAUCAUCUCAAUUCGAGAAGAACUUUAUCAAUGCCUGAGUUUUUGGCCCAUUAUUCACCUCCAACUGAGCUUGAAAAUUGUGAUGAGACGAGUGGUCAAUUGUUUGAUGAUCAUCCACAAAAUGAAUCUCAUCCAUUAGAUCAAGACUAUUUGAUGCAAACUGGUGGUAAUAAUGAGAAUUCCAUAUCACCCAUCUAUAGAAAAUCAUCCAUUGAUUGCCAAUUUACUCCAAUUGACCAACAAAUGAUGGAUGGUUAUGCUCCAUUCCUAACUCCUCACUCGAUGAGUCCAGAAGAUGAACAGCAAAUUAUUCAGCAGAAUAAUCAAACUGAAAUUCAUUCCCACCAACAAUCCAUUCAACAUCAUCAAUUAUUGAACAAACACUUUUCCAUGAAUGAUAUUGGAAAGUUGACGAUUCUCAAUGGAUUAGUCGAAAGUGGUCUAUGCUACAAUAACGAUACUGUCAAUAUUCUAGAGACAUUACAAAUGGCCUGUAAUGCUCAUCAUCAACAAUCCCUAAUGCUCAAUAUGCAAUGUCAGCAAGAUCAAAUUCCACACCAAGAAGCAAUGGAUGAACAACAUGACGAUUCCAUGCAACAAGAAGAAGAAGAAUCAGAUUGUGAUAGUAGUUCAGUUGCCAAUACAGCUAUCAGAAAUAAUAAUUCAUUUAAUGAUGGCAAUAUAUCCUCAGAGCAACUGCAUCAUGAUGAGAUGAGCUCUCAAGAGAAAUGCAACGUUUCUGAGAAUAAUCAACCACAAGAGGCUUCUUUAGAGGAAUAUUCAGAUUUACUGAUUAAUGAUAAUGAAUUAUUCGAGAAUAACAUCUUCUCUGAUGAAUAUCUGUAUGAAGAAUAA